GCAGGGUUCCACAACCAAAUGAGCUACUCAAGAUGGGUGAUGUCAAGCUUGCUGUCUUGGGUGGCAGAGGUACAGGAAAAUCAGCUCUUACAGUAAGGUUUCUUACCAAGCGCUUCAUUGGGGAAUAUGCUUCUAAUUUUGAAUCUAUCUAUAAUAAACACUUGUGUUUGGAAGGAAAACCAUUAAAUCUGGAAAUAUAUGACCCAUGUUCUCAACCACAGAAAGCAAAAGGCUCCCUCACAAGUGACCUGCACUGGGCAGAUGGGUUUGUGAUUGUGUACGACAUCAGCAACAGGCCUUCCUUUGCUUUUGCAAAAGCCCUUAUCUACAGAAUCCGUGAGCCACCAAUGACUCAUUGUAAAAGGGUCAUGGAACCAGCUGUGGUUUUAGUUGGCAACAAACAAGACCUCUGCCACACGAGAGAGGUUGGCUGGGAUGAAGGGCAAAAGCUAGCAACUGAUUACCGCUGCCAAUUCUGUGAGCUGUCGGCCGCAGAGCAGUCCCUGGAGGUCGAGGUGAUGUUUCUCAGACUCAUCAAAGACAUUCUGAUGAUCUUCAAACAUAAGGAGAAGAGAAGACCCAGUGGGUCUAAAUCAAUGGCCAAACUAAUCAAUAAUGUAUUUGGAAAGAGGAGGAAAUCUGUUUAGUAGACAUAUGAUCCAGUGGAAUUGAUCCAUCAAAGAAUUUCAGACACUUAAAUGGCAACUACAGCUAUGACUUAUACAAUUACAUUUACAAUUUAUACAAUUACACUUGAAAUUUUUACAAUUAAAAUGCAGAAUUUUUUGAGACAUGAAAUGACUAAAAGGUCAGUCAUUGCUUUAUCUUAAACUAUAUAAUUUGUUCUUUGAGUUAUAUUUGGUUACCAUUGUUUCUCACACACAUACUUUCACUUGUAUGAGCAAACACUCAUACUGGUGUAAAAGUGGAAAGCUGUCCCCUAAGCCUCAUUUAGAAAACUCUGCACAUGUUG
Messenger RNA from Rattus rattus (black rat), 973 nucleotides. RefSeq names its product RERG like (gene Rergl). The transcript has 5 exons. The coding region runs from base 33 to 647 and encodes 204 amino acids. Gene Ontology annotation, molecular function: GTPase activity; GTP binding. The record is from RefSeq and is a predicted model, not a curated record. Lineage: Eukaryota; Metazoa; Chordata; Mammalia; Rodentia; Muridae.